GGUUCCAACAAUAGAAAGCAGACAGAGCAGAGGUGGAUUCACGUGGAUUGUAAGCAGGAUCGCUGUAACCUUCUACAAACUCAUAAAAGCGCUCGUGUUUUUUUUUUCCCAUGCAGAAAGACAUUUGUUUAGAUUUGCUUGAUUCCUGAUACGGAUGAGAAAUUGUCCUAUAGGUUAAUCAGUGCGGAUGUUUUGGAUGAAUGCUGGGAGCGCAUCUGUGACAUCCACAAGCUGCAUUUCAGCCAUGAGAAGAGAAGUCCUUAGAGUGGAAUAGGAACUGCGGAAAAAGUGACAGGGAUACAGGAAUACCUACAGAGCCCAGAGAAGGAUGGAAAAAUAAACUGAAGAUUUUAUAGGUACGGCUGUCGCAGGUGAUCGUGGAGUGAGGGAAGAUGCCACUGGUAAAGAGGAGCAUCGAGCCGAGGCACUUGUGCCACACGGCGUUGCCCUGUAGUAUUAAAAACGAGCUGGAGUGUGUCACCAACAUCUCGCUCGCCAACGUUAUACGCCAGCUCAGCAGCCUCAGUAAAUAUGCAGAGGACUUGUUUGGGGAGCUCUUUAAUGAAGCACAUGCCUUCUCCUUCCGAGUCAACUCCUUGCAAGAGCGUGUGGACCGUCUGUCUAUCAGUGUGACACAGCUUGACCCUAAAGAGGAGGAGUUGUCUCUGCAGGACAUCACCAUGAGGAAAGCGUUUCGCAGUUCCACCAUUCAGGACCAGCAGCUAUUUGAUCGUGAGUCUCUACCCAUCCCGAUGCAGGAGACGUUCGACCUCUGUGAACAGCCUCCGCCCCUCAACAUUCUUUCGCCCUAUAGGGAUGAUGGGAAGCAGGCUCUGAAGUUCUACACUAACCCAUCCUACUUCUUUGACCUGUGGAGGGAGAAGAUGCUGCAGGACACUGAGGACAAGAGGAAGGAAAAAAGGAAGCAAAAGUUUGAGGUGCCUUAUCUAACUUUUCUGCAGGGUUUUAUGGGUAGCCCCCAUGAGCCUCUUCCUUUCAUGCCUGAGUUACAGGAUCCUCGCUUGUAUGAUCAGGUCUAUAAGUAUUUAGACCUUCCAGGGCAGCUAAAGAACAUCGAUCGUCCCGCAGAACCAGAGAAGGUACCACGAGCUCCUCAUGAUCGCAAAAAGGAGUGGCAGAAACUGGCUUUAGGGGCAGAGCUGGCAGAAGAUGACACUGAAGAGAAACACAAAGACACUAGCAAUGGCUUGGCACCCUACCAUGACCCCAGGCAAAUGUACAUGGAUCAUUUGGAUGGUUCGUUCUCUCUGGCUGCUUUGCCAUACUCUCAGAUGAGCGAGCUGCUCAACCGCACAGGAGAACGCAUGUACGGCCGACCUCACGAGCCUCCACCUCCUCCACCUUCACACCCUGCAGACAUCAAGCCUGCCUCCGCCAUCAGCUCCAGUUCAGGUUUCUCUGACAGUCGUCCUCAGUCCCCGGCCCGCACUCCUGUCUUCUUGAACCCCAAUGCUCCACCACCUCCUCCUCCCCCACUUCCCCCACCCCCUCCUCCUCUCCCAUCCACUGUAUCGGGUUCAAGCAUGCGCAGCACACCGCCACCCCCAAUCCCACCAUUACCAUCCCAGCUACCCCUUGCUAUUCCCCCUCCUCCUGCACCCCUUCAGAUUGCCCCUGGGGUAUUACACCCUGCCCCUCCUCCCGUGGCUCCACCUCUUCAUUCUUCUCCAGCCCGACUACAGCAGGACAAAGUCUUGCUCCCUGGCAUGGGAGACGGCACUGUCUUACCUCCUCCACCCCCGCCUCCUCCUCUGCCCCACCCAGGGGCCCGAAGUUCCCCCCCUUGUCAGCCUCCAGGUCCACCCCCUGUGCCUUCAUUCCCGGUUUCGUCUCCGCCCACUCACUCGGGUCACGAAGUCAAGAGACAUCCAUCAAACCUGCCACCAAUCAGCGACGCACGCAGUGUCCUGUUAGAAGCCAUUCGUAAAGGUAUCCAGCUGAGGAAGGUUGAGGAGCAAAGGGAACAGGAGGCUAAGCAUGAGCGAGUGGGCAAUGACGUAGCCACUAUCUUGUCCCGACGCAUCGCUGUGGAGUACAGCGACUCAGAAGAUGACUCUGAGUUCGAUGAGGUUGACUGGAUGGAGUGAGAGAAAAGAAGAAGGGAGAGACAAGCUGAAUAUUUAGGAGGGAAUGAUUAAGAAAUUACCAUUUUAAGUAAAAAUUGUGUCUCAUUUUCUCUAUGUUCCCUUUCCACGGUUCUCCAUGUGGUAUGUUUCAGGAAACUUUGUGUCUCCAGUUGUCUUUUUUCAGGAUGUUUUCUCUCAUGUUUUUUAUACAACAUAAUUCAACUUAUGUUGAUGUUCUCAAGGUUUUCUAAUGCUUCGAUUUUACAAUUAAUGGAAAUAAAUCAAAUGUUGUAGCUCAUUUCGAAGGAAGGACCACUGUUUAGUGUUAUGUAAAGGAGCAAUGCAUCUUUAGCAUCUUAUUCAAUUCUAAGGCGAUGCUGCCACCAUCUGGUGUUUUUUUUUUUGUUUGUUUUUUUUACUUCAUUUUAUUUUACAUGUGUAAGGUAGACAUUUCACAUUUUAAAUAAAUAGGCCAAUAAACGUCUACGUGAAAUGAGGGCAUGAUCCAUUAAAAAGAAAAGGAAAAAAAAGCUAAUGUUCUCAUUACAAUAAUUUAACAUAUCUCUGAGCAAUAUGUACUGUCAUUGUAUGAUUUUAAUAAGAAAGAAAAAAAUGUGGUUAAGAUGCUCGUUUACUGUAAAGAUGUGACAAAAAAUAUCAAAAAAAACAAAAGCGUAAGGUGUUUAAGUGGUGCCGACAGAUUAAGACAAGAUGUUGUGUUUUAUCAGGGUUCUAGCAUUCAGAGGGCUCUACAUGGUGUAUUUAAACCAAUAAGGAAUCAGACCACUACAGUAUCAAAUGAAAAGACCUGGCCAUACAUGUCUCCUUCUCCUGCCUUAUGGUUUGUAUAGACGUGUUGUUAAGUUGAUGAAUGUACUGUGCUGUUACUACUUUUUGCCUGCAUUUCUAAACAUUAGCUGUUUCUAUGUUCCAGACAGGAAAAUAAAAGAAGAAGAAACAACAACAAAAAAAGAACGAAUAAAAUUUUAAGGUGUACACCUUGUAACUUAUGUAACUGUUUAAUUCGCUUGAAUUAAUAAAAGCUAAUGUUAUGUUAAAGGUU
Ictalurus punctatus (channel catfish) is the source of this 3150-nucleotide messenger RNA. It is a transcript of the gene wasf1, whose product is annotated as WASP family member 1. The coding region runs from base 393 to 2108 and encodes 571 amino acids. Gene Ontology annotation, cellular component: SCAR complex; cytoskeleton; lamellipodium. Gene Ontology annotation, molecular function: protein kinase A regulatory subunit binding; actin binding; Arp2/3 complex binding. Gene Ontology annotation, biological process: positive regulation of Arp2/3 complex-mediated actin nucleation; actin cytoskeleton organization. NCBI's taxonomy places the organism in Eukaryota, Metazoa, Chordata, Actinopteri, Siluriformes, Ictaluridae. The record is from RefSeq and is a predicted model, not a curated record. The transcript has 11 exons.